Brassica oleracea var. oleracea is the source of this 734-nucleotide messenger RNA. Its product is annotated as autophagy-related protein 8c. The record is from RefSeq and is a predicted model, not a curated record. The coding region runs from base 230 to 613 and encodes 127 amino acids. Gene Ontology annotation, biological process: cellular response to nitrogen starvation. The transcript is spliced from 6 exons. Lineage: Eukaryota; Viridiplantae; Streptophyta; Magnoliopsida; Brassicales; Brassicaceae.
ACAAAUGGCAAAACUAAAAAGUUUCCAAUGACGACGUGUCGAUAACUAAAAAGGAUCAAAGUUCCAUCCUUUCAGAGUUUAUCAGCUUCGCGCAGAGAUUACAAAUAUUCUUCAAACCCUAAUCGAGUUGUCUUCUUCUAUUUCGACAAUCUAAAUUGGAGAACGAGAAACCGUAAUCUUAGAUUUCAACUGGUGUUGAUUGGUUUCAGGAAUUCGAUUCUCAAUCGCCAUGGCUGAUAUCUCUUUCAAGUCGGAACACCCGCUGGAGAGGAGACAGAUUGAAGCUUCUCGCAUCAGGGACAAGUAUCCAGACAGAGUUCCAGUGAUUGUAGAGAAAGCUGAGAGAAGUGAUGUUCCCAAUAUCGACAAGAAAAAGUCAGUAGUAUACUUUUGCUUGAGGUUCCUUGUACCGGCUGAUCUAACCGUGGGGCAAUUUUUGUAUGUUGUCCGUAAAAGAAUCAAGCUGAGUGCAGAAAAGGCAAUCUUUGUCUUUGUCAAGAACACAUUGCCUCAAACUGCUGCAAUGAUGUCUGCAGUCUCUGAUGAGAACAAAGACGAAGAUGGGUUUCUCUACAUGACUUAUAGUGGAGAGAACACUUUUGGUUUGGUUUAAAAUCUGUCUACUUUUGAAGUGUUUUCAUGUACAUAUAUGCUAUGCUCUUUGAAUAUGGAGAAUUUUUUUAUGUUGCUUUGGACUGAUUAUAUGUAAAUUUUGCUUUGGAUUUUUUUCUUCU